CUGGUCUCUCUCUCAUAGGUUCUUCUUCAAUCACCGCAGAAAAACACAGUGCAAUUCAAAUCUCUACGAGAGUCGUUGCCUACAAAUUAACUCAAUCAAGCUAGGGUUUCUGUUCAGUUCGAUUUCACCAUGGCUCGUAAUGAAGAGAAAGCUCAAUCGAUGCUCAACAGGUUCAUAACCAUGAAAGCCGAGGAGAAAAAGAAGCCGAAAGAGCGUCGACCUUUCUUAGCCUCCGAAUGCCGGGACCUAUCCGACGCCGACAAGUGGCGUCAGCAAAUCAUGCGUGAAAUCGGCCGGAAAGUCGCCGAAAUCCAAAACGAGGGGUUGGGCGAACACCGUCUUCGUGAUCUCAACGACGAAAUCAACAAACUAAUUCGCGAAAAAAUGCACUGGGAACGGCGAAUUGUUGAGUUAGGGGGGCAUAAUUACUCAAGAUAUUCAGCUAAAAUGACUGAUCUGGAAGGAAAUAUAGUCGAUGUUCCAAACCCUAGCGGACGUGGACCAGGGUAUAGAUACUUUGGGGCGGCGAAGAAGCUUCCUGGCGUGAAGGAGUUGUUUGAGAAGCCACCGGAGUUAAGAAAACGAAGAAGCAGGUACGAUAUCUACAAAAGAAUUGAUGCAAGCUAUUACGGGUACAGAGAUGAUGAAGAUGGGAUUUUGGAGAAAGUGGAGGCUGAGGCUGAGGAGAAUAUGAGGGCUGAGGCGGUGGCAGAGUGGAUGAGAAUGGAGGAGAUUAAGAAGGAGGCAAGGAAGGCAGUGAAGAGCGGAGAGGUGGCGGAGGUAGGCGGUGCAGCCAAGACCAUACUGUAUGAAGAGGAGGAGGAUGUGGUGGAAGAAGAGAGGAUGAAGGAGAGGGAGUUGGAAGAAAAAGAGAAGGAGAAAGAGUUUGUUGUACAUGUGCCAUUGCCUGAUGAGAAGGAGAUUGAAAGAAUGGUGUUGGAGAAGAAGAAGAAGGAUUUGUUGAGCAAGUAUGCAAGUGAGAAUCUUUUGGAAGAACAGAUUGAAGCUAAGGCAAUGCUCAAUAUUCAUCGGUAGCUUGGUAUGCUUUCUUUUCAAUCUUCAAUUUCUGCAAUUCUAGUUUCUUUUUUGUAUGAUUUCUUUAUGCUUUUAGUGUAUGAUUAUCUCAGUUUUUCAUUACUUUUGCUACCCUUGCCUAUGAUGCCAUGAGAUGUUUCUUUGACUUUAUUCACAAAAUACAGUUCUAUUACAGAA
Messenger RNA from Lactuca sativa (garden lettuce), 1212 nucleotides. Its product is annotated as pre-mRNA-splicing factor ISY1-like protein. Lineage: Eukaryota; Viridiplantae; Streptophyta; Magnoliopsida; Asterales; Asteraceae. The record is from RefSeq and is a predicted model, not a curated record. Gene Ontology annotation, biological process: generation of catalytic spliceosome for second transesterification step.